Messenger RNA from Prunus armeniaca (apricot), 1506 nucleotides. The record is from the annotation of a GenBank genome assembly. Lineage: Eukaryota; Viridiplantae; Streptophyta; Magnoliopsida; Rosales; Rosaceae.
AUGGGUUCGAGGGUAAAGGGUUUGUUACUAAUGCGUGGGAAGAUACCAAAUAAGAAGUCAAAUCCUCCAGCAAGAGUUGAAGACAGGAUCAGUAAAUUACCAAAUGAAGUACUUUGUCACAUCCUUUCGUUCCUUCCAACAAAAUAUGCUGUCAGGACCAGCAUUCUCUCUACAAGAUGGAAGAACGUAUGGGCUUUUGUUCCCAACCUAGACUUCAAAUAUGUAGAAGCCAAGUCUUAUUUUUUCAACAAAAAGAAAGACAAGUCUACCUCUGCUCGUUUCUUCACGUUUGUUGAUCGUGUGAUUUCCGUUCGUGGUUCAGCUGAUAUUAAAAAAUUCUGCCUUCAUUGUUCCUGUGGUAGUAAGGAUUUCGCUCGUAUUGUUGGUUGGAUUCAAACUGCCAUCCAGCAUAAUGUCGUUGAACUUGAUCUUUGUUUUGAAACAACAGAUAAAGACCUGGCUUUUGAGUUGCCCCAAUUCAUUUUCAUGUGUAAAACACUGGUGGUUUUGAAGUUGAGGUCAAACUGUAUUACCAAUGCUCCUCUUGCGUCAGGGUGUUUCCCAAGUCUCAAGAUUCUCCAUGUCAGAGUUGAAUAUCCUGUUAAUGAUUCGAUGGAAAAGAUUUUUUCUUGCUGUCCUGUACUUGAAGAUUUGACUAUAGAUGGACUUCUUGGAUCGGAUGAUGUUUUGAAUUUCAAGAUAUCUGCUCCUGAACUAAAGAUUUUAAAAUUGAUCUUGCCGCAUAGAGACUGGGUUGGCGAUCAUGAUCAUCAGUACUGUUUUCUUAUUAAUUGUCCAAAGCUUGAAAACAUUGAUCUCAAGCAGGACAUUUUAUCGAAAUAUUUAUUCAAGAAUGCAAAAUCCCUGGUCAAAGCCAGUCUUAAUCUCUUUACCCAUGCUGUGGCGGAUCUACAGCCCGACUUUUCUAACCGUGCAAAUGCACUUCUGGCUGGAAUUUCCAAUGUUAAAUAUCUUUCUCUAUCAGCUCAUGUUUGGGAAGCUUGUUGUGUCCCUGCUUUUGAUAAUUUGAACGAAUUGAAGCUGGUUCUUCAUGAUUGCUACAACUGGGAUUUGCUAACAGAGUUGCUCAAGAGAUCACCUAAUCUGGAACAUCUAUUCUUAGAACAUGAAAACGAUGAAGAAUGUAUAUGCUCGGACGAAGAAUACUCAGAGGAUGGAUCCUCAAAGGUAGAAUACUCAGAGGAUGGAUGCUCCAAUGCUGAAAAAUGGAAUACCCCAGACUUUGUGCCUAUAUGUUUGGUGUCACACCUCAAGACUAUCUCCAUAAGGGGAUUCCAAGGGCACCUGCAUGAGAGGGAAGCGGCAAAGUAUUUGUUAGAGAAUGGUGAAGUUCUGCGUAAGAUGACUAUUUAUACAGGUGAUUUUCUGCCUGCAAAAGAGAAGAUAUACAAGGAAUUUUCAAUGUUUCAAAGGGGUUCAAGGACUUGCCAGGUAGAAUUUAUCGAAGAAGCAGGUUCUAGCUUUGACAACGAUUAUGUUUACUAA